AGUGACGUCAGCGCGCCGGCUGUCACGCUGUCAGGAUGACGCGGUUCUGUAGGAUGCCCAGGCCGAGCUGUGAACUAAACGUUUCCCGUCACUGAGAGUGCCCGGCUCGGUGGUCGGGAUGGCGGAACCGGGGCGCCCUGCCCCCACUGACGCUUCUCUGCAGACACGUGUGGAGGAACUGGAGAGAUCGAAUGCUGAAUAUCUUCAGAUCAAGGCGCAGCUAGAGCAAGAAUUUAAUCAGAAGAGGGCGAAAUUUAAAGAGCUGUAUUUGGCUAAAGAGGAGGACUUAAAGCGGCAGCAUGGUAUCAUUCAAGCAUCCCAAGAAGAAAUAGCUCAGCUGAAGCUCCAGCUAUCACAAGCAGAAGGCGAGAUGGAGAACAUCAAAGCUAUAGCUACAGUGUCUGAGAGCACGAAGCAAGAAGCCAUUGAUGAAGUGAAAAAACAAUGGCAGGAAGAGGUGGCUUCGCUCCAGGCUAUUAUGAAAGACACUCUGCGAGAGUAUGAACUUCAGUUUCAUCGCAGAUUAGAGCAGGAGCGAGGCCAGUGGGGGCAGUACAGGGAGUCUGUUGAACGGGAAAUUGCAGAGCUUAGGAGACGACUUUCCGAAGGUCAGCAAGAGGAAAACCUGGAAAAUGAUAUGAAAAAGGCCCAAGAAGAUGCUGAAAAACUGCGAUCUGUAGUGAUGCCCAUGGAAAAGGAAAUUGGUGCAUUAAAGGAGAAACUUUCUGAAGCUGAGGAGAAGAUAAAGGAGCUUGAAGCGUUUAAGAUGAAGGAACUGAAUCAUUACCUUGAGGCUGAAAAAUCCUGCCGUACAGACUUAGAAAUGUAUGUGGCUGUUCUGAACACUCAGAAGUCUGUCCUACAAGAGGACGCUGAAAAGUUGCGGAAAGAGUUACACGAAGUAUGUCAUCUCCUGGAGCAGGAGAGGCAGCAGCACAAUCAGCUGAAACACACAUGGCAAAAAGCAAAUGACCAGUUUCUAGAGUCCCAGCGGUUGAUGAUGCAAGACAUGAAACGUAUGGAGGCUGUAUUGACAACGGAGCAACUUCGACAGGUUGAAGAAAGGAAGAAGAAAGACCAGGAAAAAGAUGAACAGAGAAAUCGUAAUCGAAAAGACCGAAUGCAAAGAGUGGAAGAGGACGCAAAAGUGCUUGGAACAAUAACUCGCAAUGAAAUUUUUCCGAACCUCCACAGCCAAGAGGGUCUCUUGAAUAGUUCUCAUGGCUCAAUCCAUUCCUUAGAUGCUGACUUGGCACUACAUGAAGGAGAAGGUUUUGGUAAACAAGAGGACUUAUUUAAAGAUGGACUUCGGAGAGCACAGUCUACAGACAGUCUAGGGACAUCCGGGCCACUGCAGGCAAAAACUCUGGGUUAUAAUAACAAAGCCAAAUCAGCAGGGAAUCUUGAUGAAUCGGAUUUUGGCCCACUAGUUGGAGCUGAUUCUGUCUUGGAGAAUUUUGACACUUCUUCCCUUGGAUCUUUGCACAUGCCAAGCGGAUUCAUGUUAACCAAAGAUCAGGAGAAAGCAAUCAAAGCCAUGACUCCUGAGCAAGAGGAGACUGCUUCACUCCUUUCAAGUGUGACUCAGAUUAUGGAGAAUGCCUAUGUGCCUCCUUCUGGUUAUCGUCUGGUCAGCGAGACAGAGUGGAACCUACUCCAGAAAGAGGUGCAGACGGCAGGUAACCAGCUGGGAAGACGCUGUGAUAUGUGUUCUAAUUAUGAAAAGCAGCUGCAAGGGAUCCAGACGCAAGAGGCAGAGACUAGGGAUCAAGAGUUGCAUGAAUUAGUUUUAAAAUACCGUGAAGAUAUUAUUAGUGUCCGUACAGCAUCAGACCACCUUGAAGAAAAGCUGAAAGCAGAGAUUCUCUUCUUAAAAGAGCAAAUUCAGGCCGAACAGUGUCAGAAGGAAAACAUAGAAGAAACACUUCAAAUUGAAAUAGAGAAUUGUAAAGAGGAAAUAGACAUCUUAGAAGCAUCGAUAUCAAGUUUAAAAAUUGAGUUGGACAGGAUAAAAGUGGAAAAAGAGGAGCUGGAAUCCCGCUUGCAGCAUAAAACAAAAGAACUUCAGGAUGUUCAAGAACUGAAAAUCUCUUUAGAAGAGCAGCUUAGUAAAGAGACAUCAAGCAAGACCAGCCUAGAGGAGUUGCUCUUUGAAGAAAAGAACAAAGCACAGCGCCUACAAACAGAGCUGGAUGUUAGCGAGCAAGUGCAAAGAGACUUUGUAAAGUUGUCGCAAACUCUGCAGGUGCAGCUGGAACGUAUCCGACAGACUGAGUCAUUAGAGGCAAUCCGUGCCAUCCUGAAUGAUACAAGACUAACUGACAUUAAUCAGCUUCCUGAGACAUGACACUCCUGUGUCACACACAUCUAUGGUUGCAACUGAGUUUUUUUUUCCAAAGAAAAACUCUUCUUUAUAGUAACAAUUAAUUAUUAUUUAACUCUUCUCCCAGAUCAGGGGCCGUGGCUGUAUGUGAAUAAGAGCACUGAAUAAGGGAAUAAAUCAUAGUGCAGGUAGACGUCUUGAAAGCUAGGAGCAAAAUCUUUCCAUGAGGAACACUAAUGAAACUUGUUGCUUUCUCUGACUAAACAGUGCUGUCUCUCCAAUAAUAAAAGUAUGCGUAUUUUUGUCUUUCAUUUUACUUUUGGGUUACACAGGCAAAGUAAAAUCUUUAGGGCAGAUUAUGGAGGACUUUGUGAUGGCCUCUACAUACACCAUUCUGCUUGACCCGUCCGGUAUGGUGGCAGCCCACGAAGCCCCUCUGUGGGUUAAUUUGGCAGGCUUAUUCUGCACAUUAUAAUCUAAACACUCUUUAGACAGGAAUGCCCAUCUGUAAUUGAAUUCCAACCUCAUGGCAAUUUUGGGAUCUAUCAUAUGAAUAUAAAUCUGGUUAUUACAAAGGUAUCCAAGAUGGCGAAAAAAAGGGUCUGGUGCAGACAGUAAUGUUGUGUACAUAUCAUGGUAUAUUAGUACUCAUUCCUCGUUGGCUGCAGGUCAGGAUUUGGAUUUGCAGUGACUGAGCAUUCACGUAUGAAGAACAUUAGCAAUACCAAUUCCAAUAUGCAGUGUUUUUUUUUUUUUUUUUUUUUUAAAAGGACUUGGAGCAAAUCGAGUAGUGGUGUGGUCUGAUGAUAAUUCUGUUGUGCAGUAAAUAGACUUGAAAACCGAUUUUUCUUUCUGUGUAUUGCAGCAUGCACUGCCAGUUAAAUGUGUACAGCAGUAACAGUGAUUCUGUCUUGCAUGCCAUGUUAGUUUUGUACAACAUAUAUAGUAAAUGCUCAUGUCAUACUUCUGCAUUUGUCUGUGCAAAGGGUUCGUUUGGGUUCACUUAUCAUAGAUGGAUAUGAUACUGCUCCAUGCCGAUCCAUAUGGCAGCCAUAAGUACUGAUGUAUAAUUAUGCAGAGAGAACCUGUCACUGGGACAGAUCCAUCGACUCCCAUUAAGGAAGCUGUCCUAGUAACGGUAGCGCCACACUCUGGGGGAAAGCAAUCAAACAAUCCAUGAGGUAUACAAAGACGGUUUACAUACAGAGUACAUGUACCAGUUUACUGUUACUGGUGACUCUGAUGUGCUCUCUAUGGUGACAGAUUUUUUGCCAUCGAUUUGAACACCCAAAUCACAUUUUAGUAGCCACAUUACAUAGCCGUACAUUAUAUUGUGUUAUACAGCAGUCAUUACAAUAAGCCGGUUAUAAAUUUUUCUGUGAAACAAUUGUUUUAACUUUCGGUAAUAGUUUACAGAUAUAGAUUUAUAGCGCACAAUUGUUUGAAUACAUUACAAACGUUGCUAAUAUGACAAAUUAUCAAAGCCAUUAGGUUCUUGUGAAGGAUGAACCUAACCCUGCAAGAGAUGAUCACUUGAUAUUACGGUAUACUCGGUGUGAAUGGCUCCAUGGUCUACAGGAAGAGCUUGUUGUAUGCAAAGCAGCACAUCUCUUGUUGGGCUGAGAUGGAUAAGCCAAGUGGCUCCUCGCCGUGUGUGUGAUUCCCUGUCAUGGACACUGCUCGUAUCUCAGGAGUGCACAGCAUUAUACUGAUUUAUAAUGCUGUAUGUCUCUGCAUGACCUUACAGAAUUAUACAGACAGUGUUAUGUCAGUAUAAUUCAGCAGAUACAGGUCAUGCAGAGACGCACGGCAUUAUAAAUCAGUAUAAUGCUGUGCGCUCCUGAGAAAUGAGCAGUGUCCAUGACGGGAAUCACGCUCACACACAGCGCCAUUCCCACACAGGACACGCUCGUCCGAAACAGGGCUUUGUGCUAUUACGCCUAUGAGUACCUUGAGGGGUUCCUAUUUCCUCAGAAAGAUUUAAAGGGGUUGUCCAAAAGCAAGAAAAACAGGGCUGAAUUCUUCAAAAAAAAACAGUACCACCUAUGUCUGUGUUGUGUCUGGUAUUGCAGCUCAGUUCCAUUGGAGACAAUAGGACAGAGCUGCAAUACUGAACAUGACCUGUGGACAGGGGUGGUGUUUCUUGAAGACAGCAGCCCCAUUUUUCUAAUCCUGGACAACCCCUUUAAAGAAGAACCCCUAGAUUCACCAUUUUGAGGCUCCAGAUCCUCAGCAUAUCUGUGGCAGUUACCUGAUCUCAUACUAGUGGUUUAGUUGUUUGUAAUUAAGUUAAUCAUUCUGCCUUUGGUGUAAUGGAGUAUGCUAACCAUUCACUGAACUUGUGGUGGGCUCACAGACCAUUAAGGACUAGGUCAUAGUACUUUACCACUCUUUGUAUUAAAACUUACAACUCGCUGACAUCCAGGUUAAAUACCACCUGUCUUCCCCAAUGAUGUAUAGAUGGUGCUCAAUGAGCGCCAUGCAUGCAGUGUGAGAAGUAGCCAUGACACUCCUCUGGUCUCGGUGAUCAUCAGGUACUGCAAGAGGUGCUAGGUCUUAGCAGACCCAGUAUUUUUCCUGUCAGGCUAGUUUCACACAAGUGUAUUUGGUUCGUGAAACAUCAUUCCUGGACUGAAUUCUUAGCAUCAUAAUGACUUUAUGAUGCUGUGAGUUCCUGUCUGUCAUGUGCUCACAUUAUUGAUGAGUACAAUACAUUAGACCUUCAGUCAGGCAGGAAGUCACUGCAUUAUGAUGCUGUGAGAUCUGGUCAGAGAACCGGCUUUUGGUUUGGGAAAUGUGGCCAUCAUACAGAGCAUAUUUCCUGUAACACAUUUGUGUUGAAAAAAAAAAAAGCAAAACUAAAACCUCAUUCAUAUUUCCGUGUCCGUUUGAUGCCCCAUGGAAAAAAAAAAAUCCAUCUGGUUUUCAUCCAUGAAUAUGUCCGUAAAGGAUAAGUGUUUGGUCUGUGUGUUUUUGGCCUCUGUGUGGCUGAAAAUUAACUUCUAGGGCACUUCAAUGGGUGUUUGAUCCACAUAACGGACCAAAGUAGUGUGUGCAUAUGUCAGAUUUUUUUUUUCAGUGACCCCCCAUGGCCAGUGGAAAAUCACUGAUGUGUAAACAGACACAUUAAAAUCAAUAGGUAAAUGUGCGGUCUGUGGAAAAUGCGGAUGAGGCCUAACUGGGACUAAUGUCAGCCCAUUACAGGGGAAAUCAGCAGUUAAAGGUGUAUUCUGAUUUCCUGGGGUCCAUCCACCACCAAGCGCUGCUCCCAUACAAGUGAAUGUGAGCGCACCGCACACAUGCGGCCCCUGCUCCCAUUCAUUUCUAUGGGGCAGACGGAGAUAGCCAAACAAGCGCUCGGCUAUUUUCGGUGGCCCGAUUGAAAUGAAUGGAGGGUUGCUGCACAUGCGCCCUCCAUUCUCGUUGUAGGUGCGGGUCCCGGAGGUGGGACCUGCCCCCAUUGUAUAUGAUGGGAAACCCCCUUUAAAAUACAUAGACACCCCCUCCCCUGUGACCAUAUAUCUCCUGUAUGAAAAUGACCAUAAUGGAAAGGAGGACAAAAUCCUCCUUUGUGCUGUUAAUAAUAUUUACAAAUGUGAAAAAAUAGACGCACAAAAAAAAAAUCCCAGGUAUAAAAAAAAUACUUAAUUAACUAAACUAAAACUAAACUUUUGAAAGCACGUGUACAAAAAAAUAAGUAAAAAUUCUGAGAAAUUGCCCUGAUCUUGAAUUGGUUAAACACAAGGCAGGGACCUACCUGUUUAGUCAACAUUCUCUGGCUACAGUAGUAGUUUUUGUUUUUCCCCUUUGUAUAUACUUCCCUUUUGCGAAGUGGCAUAGGUGUCCCCCUAUGUGUGAGCCAGAUGGGAUACUGGUCUCCACAGCAUUUGUACUCUUAAAGGCGUUGUCCGGGUUCAGAGUUGAACCCAAAUAUCCCCAUUUUCACCCAGGCAUGCUCCAGUGCAGGCAAAGCCUUUUUUUUUUUUUUUUGGGGGGGAGAUCUGGUGACGUACCGGGCUCUCCAUAGGUAAGCUAGGCAGAAGUGUGUGCCUAGCAGUGAGCCCAGUGACUAAUGGGUGGGCUUUAGUGCUGCACUAGCCUGUAAAACAGCUAGGGCCAUGCUAAAGCCCGCCCAUCAGUGCUGGUGAUGGCACUGGCAACACUGCUAAGCGGAAGGCUCCGCCUAGCAGUGUAAAAAGUAUAAACAAAAAGCCAUUGUCCUGCGCGAUACAGCUCAGGGCAAGGGAGAACAUCAUCAUAUCGGGGUGGCUGCCUGGGUGAAAAUGGCGAUAUGUCCGGGUUCAGCUCUGAAUGACAGUGGUAAUUGCAUGGAGCACCCACUCUGAAAUGAGCCACCUCUAAUCCUAUCAAGUAGGUCCUGAAGUUUAGGCUCAAGGCUCCUACACCUUUCACCAUGUCCUGACCACCUCAUCAGGGAGACAGCAUAAGUUACAAAGUUUCAGGAUUGUGUGCACUAUAAGGGCAAAAAAAAAAAAAUUUGUUUUUUUUGUCCACAUCAGAUGUGGACCGAUUCACUUCAAUGGGGCCACAAAAGAUGCGGACAGCCUGUGCUGUACACAUUGGUAUGGCUGUGUGCAUGAGCCCUAAGGCAUAUUUCACACAGAAUUUAAGCAUUCCCCCCAAAAAGCUCAAAUCUUGCAGUCAUGUUUGCUGAAUGUAUAUAGGAACAAAUUAAUAUUUCUGCACCCAGCAUUUUGGUUUGUGGUGGAGGAUGUGAUGUUUUUUUAGUCAAAGCAGCCAACACUAGAAGAUAAAUGGCAAAUAACUUACCUGGAGGUGUGAGACCACAACUACAUUUCUUUGCAGUUAAUGUUUUAGUUAUUCCGUUCUGUCAGCCGAACAGAAAAUAACUGAUCCAGUCUAGUCCUCAUUUCUUUGAAUGGGUCAUUUUGAGCAUCAGUUGUGCCCUGUCAGUGCAAGUUCUGCCAGGUUUCAGUUAUUGAUUUCCUCCAAAAAUAAUACAAAUUUUAUAUAUUUUUUUUAAACAUUCAAGCCAAUGAAUGACAUACAGACAUGGAAGGUGUUCCUGUUUGUAUACAUUGUUCAAUCUAAUGAACAGAUUUGUUUAUAUUUUUUCUGUUACUCUGGUGGAACAAAGUAAUGGAAUGCAUAUGUGAACUUGGCCUUAAAGGGGUUAUCCAACCCCUGUAAUGACUGUCCGCUCAUGUAGGUUAUACUUGCCCCACUCUCUGGCCGUCACAUCUCCCUACAAAGGGAAUUUGUCACUGUGAUCUUAGACUUUUAAUACAUGAGUAGUACUGUAGAUAAGCACUCCAGAUUGUUAUUCUUUGUCUACUGCUCCCCUUGGUUAGCUGUCAAAGCUACACUGAAAUAUACUGUCAGGACUGCUGUGCAUACGCCCAGGAGUCCUUUACUGUACAUAUUGUGCAUACGCCCAGGAGUCCUCUACACAGCUUUGAGCGCUGACAGUGAGGGGACAGUAGAACAAUAAAGUGAUCUGGACUCCUUAUCUGUAGUACUAGUCUUGUAUUACUGUAUAGCUGAUAAUCCAGAAUCAUGCUGACAGAUUCCCUUUAAUAAGCUGAAAUAAUAAGGCCCAGUUCACACAACGGAGUUUUGGUCAUUGAUUUCCAUGAGUGACUGAGAGCCAAAAACAAAACCUUCUCAGUGUAGGCUCCACUCUUGGUUUGAACUAGGCCUGAGUUUCUGUUUGUUACCAAGGGCUUAUGACUAUCUUUAUACUUGAGAAGUAUACUCUAAUGCCAGAGACUGAAAUGGAGACCAUUCUUCUGGAAUUCAUUCACGGUUUUGCCAUAUGAAUAUACUAGGACAGGGAUGCUCAACCUGCGGCCCUCCAGCUGUUGUAAAACUACAACUCCCACGAUGCCCUGCUGUAGGCUGUCAGGGAAUGAUGGGAGUUGUAGUUUUGCAACAGCUGGAGGGCCGCAGGUUUAGCAUGCCUGGGCUAGGAGAUAAGCACUUGCAGUCCUCCUGGAAUAGAGAACAUUGCCCAUGCUUGUCCUUUGACAUUUCUAAUAUAACUGCUCUUCUGAACAUUCCAGAUGUAGACUGGUAAUAAAACACAUGGCUCAUCGCUAGGGACAUGGGAUCUAGGUACGAUGACAAACGUCAGCUAUUCAUUUAUUUUCUGCAGUCCCACCUCCUUUCAGUCCAUGAGGGAAACAUACAGGAUUCUAUCUGAAUGACUAGUAGGCGAAACAAUUCCAUAGAUAUCAAGAUUUUGACUGUUUCCUUUAUUUGGACAAGUCUCUUAUGCCCCGCUGUUGCAUUUCUCUCUCCUAUGUACUAAACACACAACUCCUAAAAUGCAUGCAGUCUGGAUAUCAUGUGCCAUUUCCAACAGCAGCACGUGAUUUUCAGUUUAAUUUAUUAAAUGCAAAUAUAAUACCACUGAACAGUUACCAGAACAUUUCAUGUAAAAUACUACGUCACUGAUAAGGGUGUACUAUAUGCAGUUUUCUGUACAGGCUGAUGGAAGUCUGCAGAGUUCGGUUGAUAACGGGAUUCUUUUCUAUAACCCUAUGUAACAAGCUACAGAUGUGUCCUGUAUUGAAAAGUGUUGACAAUUAAAAAGCUGCUGAAGAGUCAA
This is a messenger RNA of Bufo gargarizans (Asiatic toad), 8915 nucleotides long. RefSeq names its product rabaptin, RAB GTPase binding effector protein 1 (gene RABEP1). The transcript is spliced from 16 exons. Gene Ontology annotation, molecular function: GTPase activator activity; growth factor activity. The coding region runs from base 119 to 2347 and encodes 742 amino acids. The record is from RefSeq and is a predicted model, not a curated record. Gene Ontology annotation, biological process: endocytosis. Gene Ontology annotation, cellular component: intracellular membrane-bounded organelle. Lineage: Eukaryota; Metazoa; Chordata; Amphibia; Anura; Bufonidae.